AUGUCGAACCGUACCGAGAGAGUCGCGGAAGAUAACUACGAGAGGGAGAAUGAUCCUUCGCCAGUGGCCGGAACCUUCAGAGAUGACUCCUAUGCGAAAGUAACCAACCCAAACUUGAAAGGUCAAGUCCCUGUUCAGGGAGACAAUCAGCAAUUUGACGAUCCAAUGCAACCUCCUUAUUCCAAUACUGAUCAGCAGCUUGAGGAGGACGAACAAGAGGCGAUCGAUAACUCCAACAUCUUGAGGGGGACCGUCUCCGUCACGCAAAGCCUAGAACCUCGAACAAGUACAGCGAGGGUCCAGAUGAAGAUCUGCCGUGAUUUGCUUUUCCACUACUUUGUACGGGAUAGCUGA
This is a messenger RNA of Penicillium verrucosum, 354 nucleotides long. RefSeq lists its product as uncharacterized. The coding region runs from base 1 to 354 and encodes 117 amino acids. The record is from RefSeq and is a predicted model, not a curated record. The transcript has 2 exons. NCBI's taxonomy places the organism in Eukaryota, Fungi, Ascomycota, Eurotiomycetes, Eurotiales, Aspergillaceae.